UUCAGACAUGUCAGGUUAUUAGAGUGGUGGGCAAACAACCAGGGAAUAUGGUUCAUGCUUUUGUUUUCUUCUCUUUGUGUUUGUGGCAUCUGGUUGAUGUGACUGAUGAAAUGAAGACAAUAUCAGUGAUGGAGGGAGAUUCUGUCACUCUAAACACUGAUGUUACUGAAGUACAGAAAUAUAUGUUGAUACAGUGGAUGUUCGGAAGCACUCGAAUAGCUGAAAUCAACAGACUCACGCAAAGCAACUCAAUGUAUGAAGAUGAGAGAUUCAAAGACAGACUGAUGCUGGAUCAGACCGGAUCUCUGACCAUCACAAACACCAGAACCACAGACUCUGGACUUUAUAGAGUAACAGUUAUCAGCAAAGAGACCAGCUACAUGAGUUUCAAUGUUAAAGUCUAUGGAAUAGAGAAUAGACCACAGGCGACCGACAGAGAAGUGAAGCAUCACAUCCACAGUUGUAGUUUUACUGAGGCUGUAAUCCGAUUGGUCGUCUCUGCUCUGGUGGGUGUGGCUACUGUUGCUGUGCUGGUUUAUGACAUCAGAUCUACAAGAAUUGAGCUGAACAGGAUGGAAGAGACUAGACAUUACAAUCAGACCCAUGGAGAACAAUCAGAUCAACAGUCUGAAAUGAGCAGAAGGAUGAGUUCCAGAUUUGUCUAGAUAUAAAGCUAAACAUAUCAAUUCUCUAUAUUAAUAAUAUGCACAGAAUAUGAUUUGAUCAAUCUAUAAAAUUAAAUACAUGACUGUAAACACAACUGCCCCAAACAAAACAAUAAUUAGCAACAAAUGAUGGCACAGAAUGAUCUUAUAGGCUCUCAAUUUUGUUGCAUCCUUGAAAUGACUCACAUAGGCGAAUGAUCUGCAUUUUUAUUUUGUAACUUUUAAUAAAGAUUUGGUUUUACAACAGGGUGUAGAGCUUGUGUUUUUCUUUGUUCUUCUGUCCACAUUUAUAAUGUCACAAGACAAUAUUCAAAUAGCAGUUGAGUGGAUAUGUAAUUCACUGAAUGCACGUGAUACACUUGCAGUUUGUGAGGUGAAGUGAAACCUGCUGUGCUCUCAGUUAUUUACAUCUGU
Messenger RNA from Megalobrama amblycephala (Wuchang bream), 1079 nucleotides. RefSeq lists its product as uncharacterized. The transcript has 4 exons. The coding region runs from base 48 to 665 and encodes 205 amino acids. The record is from RefSeq and is a predicted model, not a curated record. Lineage: Eukaryota; Metazoa; Chordata; Actinopteri; Cypriniformes; Xenocyprididae.